Molecule: messenger RNA, 1176 nt
Organism: Vigna unguiculata (cowpea)
Lineage: Eukaryota; Viridiplantae; Streptophyta; Magnoliopsida; Fabales; Fabaceae
Gene: ELP6
Product: elongator protein 6
Biological process (GO): tRNA wobble uridine modification
Cellular component (GO): elongator holoenzyme complex
Source: RefSeq, a predicted model, not a curated record
AACUAAUGGUUCGGGUUGUUGGGCGAGAAAACGAGAAGAAAAAAACGUUAAUUAUUCGGGUCGUGCCGGAGGCAGUUGGAUUGGAAGUUUCAUAAACGGUGAACUGAAAGCAGAAGAAGCAGAAGAUGGAGCAGAAAAAUUGGAACCUUCUGGACGAAGCGCUGGGGCUUCACAACAAUGACAACGCGAAGCCAUGGCCUUUGUGUGGUCGCUUUGUUCUUGUGGAGGACUGUGUUGACACAAGCGCCGCUUUCGUUCUUCACCACAUCCUCAAACGCUCCUUCUCUUCUCACCCUUCUUCCGCCGUUCUCUUGCUCGCUUUUUCUCAUCCUUUCUCCCACUACGAUCGCGUCCUCCGAAAGCUCGGUUGCAACUUAACUGCUCAAAGAGAUAAUGGCAGAUUAUUUUUCCUUCCUAUGCUUAUGUUUCAGUGUCCAGGUGAAGGAAAACCCAAUCAUGAUGGGCUUGCUUCUGUGUUUGAGCAAAUUGAAAGAGUGAUCACUGUGUUACAUCAAGACAAGAAAUCCAUCUCUAUCAUUAUAGAUGAUAUAUCUUUUCUUGAAGUUGCUGCUAAUGGUUCUUCAGAUGAUGUUUUGAACUUGAUGCAUUAUUGCCAUACGUUAACAUCAGAAUAUGGUUGUGCAUUUAUUGCACUUGAUCAUAAAGAUAUUUAUUUGAAUGGAGACAGGACUGCUGUUAUCUUAGAGAUGGAGUACCUUGCUGAGAUUUUGGUCAAGGCUGAACCAUUGGCCACUGGUUUAGCGAAAGAUGUGCAUGGUCAGUUGAUGGUGUUGAAUAAGGAAACACAACAUCAGCAUGGAAUUACAGCCAUUAAGAGUUACAAUUUUCACUUCAAGAUCAAGGAAACUGGCAUCGAGUGCUUUUAUCCUGGUACAAAAAUCCAAUGAUGAUCGAUGAUGCUUGAUAGGAAGAAUACUUACUCGAUUUUGUGAGAUGAUAGAAUCCAAUGCGAUUAUACUUGAAUUGGUGAUUGACACAGUUAGAGUUAUUGGUUUUAUUUGUGCAUCACUGACUGGUUUCAAUGAUUUUUUUCACUUGAUCUUGUAUUAUGUGAGUAAUGAAAGCCUUGGAGCACUAAAUUUUUGCCAUACAUUCAUAAUGGAUGCAUAAGGCUAGAUUUAAAUAAAGUAAUAUUAAUUAUUUGUAUAGUUUUAA